Messenger RNA from Arachis duranensis, 1852 nucleotides. Its product is annotated as hydroxyisourate hydrolase. The record is from RefSeq and is a predicted model, not a curated record. The transcript has 13 exons. Bases 112 to 1662 code for a protein of 516 amino acids. Gene Ontology annotation, biological process: carbohydrate metabolic process. Gene Ontology annotation, molecular function: beta-glucosidase activity. Lineage: Eukaryota; Viridiplantae; Streptophyta; Magnoliopsida; Fabales; Fabaceae.
AUAUAUUUGGUGACUGAUGAACUUAUCUUGUUACUGAAACCACAUUUGAGUGCUUUUAUGAAGAAAUAGUAUAACAGGUUCUAACAUAGCAGACAAACACAAGCAUAGUUGAUGGAAUCCAAAUCCAAAGCAUCCUUCAACCUUGCUUUGAAUCUCAUUCUCUUACUUCUGAAUUUGCCACUGAGAGUAGUUCUUAGUGUUGAUGAAUACAGCAUAAAUGACUUCCCACUUGAUUUUGUCUUUGGUUCUGGGACAACUGCAUAUCAGUGGGAAGGAGCUGUUAAUGAAGAUGGAAGAACACCUAGUGUUUGGGAUACCUUUGCCCAUGAUGGUGAUAUGCAUGAAGAAAAUGGAGAUGUAGCCUGUGAUGGAUACCAUAAAUAUAAGGAAGAUGUGAAGCUGAUGGUGGAAACAGGCCUUGAAGCCUAUAGAUUCUCCAUUUCUUGGUCAAGAUUGAUUCCAAAUGGUAGAGGACCUAUCAAUCCCAAGGCAUUAGAGUUCUACAACAAUCUUAUCAAUGAACUGAUCAGCAAUGGAAUCCAACCACAUGUGACACUAAACAACUUUGAUUUUCCACAGGCACUUGAAGAUGAAUAUGGAGGAUGGAUUAGUCCUCAAAUGAUAAGCGACUUCACAAAUUAUGCAGAGGUGUGUUUUAGAGAGUUCGGUGAUAGAGUAUUGUAUUGGAUCACUGUGAAUGAGCCAAAUAUGAUUGCUCUAGGUGGUUAUGAUCAAGCAAUCGUACCACCCCAGCAUUGUUCUCCUCCAUUUUGUGUUAACAAAAGCAUCAGGGGAAACUCAACAACUGAGCCUUACUUGGUAGUUCAUCACAUUUUGUUAGCACAUUCUUCAGCUGUAAGAUUGUAUAGGACAAAAUAUAAGGACAAACAACAUGGAUUUGUUGGCAUCACUAUCUACAUAUUUGGGCUUUUCCCUCAUACAAAUACAGAAAAAGACAGAACAGCAACUGAAAGAUAUCGAGAUUUUACUGUUGGUUGGAUUAUGGAGCCAUUUUUGCAUGGAGACUAUCCCAUUUCCAUGAGAGAAACUGCUGGUGCAAGAAUUCCAUCCUUCACAAAUCGCGAAUCCGAACUGGUUAAGGGUUCAUGUGAUUUCAUAGGUUUAAUUCACUACAGCAAUGCUAAUAUCACAGAUAAUAGUGAAGCACUCAAGAACAAUCUGAGAGAUUACACAGCAGAUAUAGCUGCAAAACUAAUCUCUGGACUGAAUCCAUUUUCAAAUGAAGAGUACCCUGUCGCACCAUGGGGUUUACAUGAAGAAUUGAAUAAAUUCAAGCUCCGUUAUGGCAAUCUUCCUAUAUUCAUAUAUGAAAAUGGUCAAAGAACACCAAGCAAUGCAUCAUUACAAGAUGAGUCAAGGGUCAAAUACUUGCAUGGAUAUAUUGGUGCCACACUUGAUGCCUUGAGAAAUGGAUCAAAUAUAAGGGGGUAUUUUGCAUGGUCCUUUUUAGAUUUAUUUGAGUUAUUGGAUGGUUACAAAGUAAGUUAUGGCCUAUAUUACGUCGAUAGAAAUGAUCCGGAACUGAAGAGAUAUCCAAAACUCUCUGCAAAAUGGUUUAAUUGGUUCUUGAGAGGUAGAAGAAGCACUUCUAUAGUUGGAGCUAUGAAGCUUGUAAAGGAUCCUUCUCAUAUUUCUAUUUGACACUUCUUUGAUGAGUAGGUUAUUUAAUUUUUUAGCAUUAGAGCUUAAUGUGGGAAUGUAUUGGAGAAGUAGAAACCUUUAGUAUAAUAAUUUUUCAUUUCUACAUUGUAUCACAAAUGUUGUUGUCAAAUACUGAUUAAAGCUGUCACCAAAAAAAUAUAAUGAUAAAAGCAGAAGAAUAAUAUUUAAA